GCAGAAACGCAGCUGAACGGAGCUUAAAGGGCCAGAGAUGAAAGAACUUGAACAUGUUUCUGAAGGUUUAAGAUGUGUCUGAUGGUGGCCUCCUUACCUUAGUAAAAAAGAAGAGUUUUUCAAUUGAAGCUUAGAAUAUUUGUGCUCCAACUUUAUUAAUAUACUAACUGGAAUGGUGUUCUGACAACAGUUCUUCACAGGGAAGUACUUACUUACCCUGCUACAGAACAGUGUUGUUUUCUCUACUGAUAAUGCAACCCAAUGGAGGAAAGUAAUGUUUUGAUAGGGAUGCCUGAAGAUCGCUCCUUUCAUGUGCGAUACAGGAUGGAGGCUUCCUGUCUAGAGCUGGCGUUGGAAGGCGAGCGUCUGUGUAAAGCCGGGGAUUGCCGAGCUGGUGUAUCUUUCUUUGAAGCAGCUGUUCAGGUUGGAACUGAAGAUUUAAAAACACUCAGUGCGAUUUACAGCCAGUUAGGCAAUGCCUAUUUCUACUUGCAUGAAUAUACCAAGGCCUUGGAAUACCAUCACCAUGAUUUAACUCUUGCGAGGACAAUUGGAGAUCUACUGGGAGAAGCUAAAGCUAGUGGGAAUCUGGGCAACACCUUAAAGGUACUUGGGAAUUUUGAAGAAGCUAUUGUUUGUUGUCAAAGACAUCUGGAUAUUUCCAGAGAGCUUAAUGAUAAGGUUGGAGAAGCCAGAGCACUAUAUAAUCUGGGAAAUGUUUAUCACUCUAAAGGGAAAAAUGUAGCUAGUGCUGGAACUCACGAUCCAGGGGAACUUCCAGAUGAUGUGAAAAAUGCUUUACAAAAAGCUGCAGAUUAUUAUGAGGAAAACCUGACAAUAGUAACAGAGCUGGGUGAUAGAGCAGCACAAGGACGUGCCUUUGGAAAUCUGGGAAACACACACUAUCUUCUGGGCAACUUCAGGAGUGCAGUUUUAGCCCAUGAACAGCGUCUCCUAAUUGCAAAAGAAUUUGGUGAUAGAUCAGCGGAAAGAAGAGCAUACAGCAAUCUUGGCAACGCCUACAUAUUCCUGGGUGAAUUUGAAACUGCUUCUGAAUACUACAAGAGGACGUUACAGCUGGCUCGACAGCUUAAAGACAGAGCUGUGGAAGCACAGGCCUGCUACAGCCUUGGGAACACAUACACUUUGCUUCAAGACUAUGAAAAAGCUAUUGAUUACCACUUGAAACACCUUGUGAUUGCUCAGGAAUUAAAUGAUAAAAUUGGUGAAGGAAGAGCAUGCUGGAGUUUAGGGAAUGCAUAUACUGCUCUAGGGAAUCAUGACCAAGCUAUGCAUUUUGCAGAGAGACACUUGGAGAUUUCAAGAGAGGUAGGAGAUAGAAGUGGAGAACUCACUGCUAGACUUAAUCUCUCAGAUCUUCAGAUGGUUCUUGGAUUAAGCUACAGCACAAACAACUCCAUGAUGUCAGAAAGCCAGGCAGUAGAUAGGAGUCUGAAUGGUACCAGACCAAGAGUAGGACGCCGCCACAGCAUGGAGAACAUGGAACUUAUGAAAUUAACACCAGAAAAGGUUCAGAACUGGAACAGUGAGAUUCUUGCUAAACAGAAACCACUGGUUGCCAAACCUUCAGCAAAACUACAUUUUGUAAAUCGACUAAAAGGCAAAAAGUACAAAAACGGCACCGCUUCCAAAGUUUUGCAGGAUGCCAGUAAUUCUAUUGAUCAUCGACAUCCAAACUCUCAGAGGAAAAACAGUCGAGAGACAAUGGCAGAUGAAGGGUUCUUUGAUCUGCUGAGCCGAUUCCAGAGUAACAGGAUGGAUGAUCAGAGAUACCACUUCCAGGAGAAGAACAGAUUCUCAGCUGCUUCAGUGGCAAUGUCCUCUACUCCACCUAAAACAAUGAGAAAAUCUUUUUCUACUUCUGUAGUCUCACCGCACACAGAUGACUUCCUAGACCUGCUUGCCAGCUCCCAGAGCCGCCGGCUGGAUGACCAGCGCGCCAGCUUCAGUCACCUGCCCGGGCUUCGGCUGAGCCAGCACAGCAGCUGCUCGGUCCUCAGCCACCUCAUGGCAAGUAACAGCAGGGAACCAGACGAUGACUUCUUUGAUAUAUUGAUAAAAUGUCAGGGUUCCAGACUGGAUGAUCAAAGAUGUGCUCCUCCAUCAUCUGUGAAAGGACCAACUGUACCAGAUGAGGAUUUUUUCAGCCUGAUUUUACGGUCACAAGCUAAGAGAAUGGAUGAGCAGAGAGUCCAUUUACCUUCAACUAUAAAGGGACCAAAUUCCAGCUUAAGAAAGAAACAGGUGCAUACUGUACAGUAGCAUCCUAGGUAUCAUUUUUGUUUGCUGUAAAAACAUACAUGCCUUUUUACAGAAUAUUGCAAUUAGUAGUUUUGUCCCCUUUCUGAUAAUCUUUGUAUAAAAAACCAGGAAUUACUUGCCACUACUUUUUGCAGUGUCUGAGAUAUCAAUUACUGGAUCAUCUCCCACUUAAAUGUAUCUAGGCUAGGAACAGUAAUGUAAUUUUUUUCC
Messenger RNA from Chaetura pelagica (chimney swift), 2493 nucleotides. It is a transcript of the gene GPSM2, whose product is annotated as G-protein signaling modulator 2. Gene Ontology annotation, molecular function: protein binding; GTPase regulator activity. The record is from RefSeq and is a predicted model, not a curated record. The coding region runs from base 262 to 2283 and encodes 673 amino acids. The transcript has 14 exons. NCBI's taxonomy places the organism in Eukaryota, Metazoa, Chordata, Aves, Apodiformes, Apodidae.